Messenger RNA from Pseudophryne corroboree (corroboree frog), 4395 nucleotides. Its product is annotated as zinc finger protein 345-like. The record is from RefSeq and is a predicted model, not a curated record. NCBI's taxonomy places the organism in Eukaryota, Metazoa, Chordata, Amphibia, Anura, Myobatrachidae. The transcript has 6 exons. Gene Ontology annotation, biological process: regulation of gene expression. The coding region runs from base 68 to 2605 and encodes 845 amino acids. Gene Ontology annotation, cellular component: nucleus.
UCCAGCUGUGAGGAACGGAGUCUUUAUUACACAUCACACGUUCUGUAUUCUCUCUGAUUCACAAAGGAUGGACAAGGACAGGAGUCACAGGACUGAGAGGAUAAUAAAUAUCACCCUGGAGAUCAUCUACCUGCUGACUGGGGAGGAUUACACAGUAGUGAAGAAGUCAUCCAAUGAGUGUGAGAAACUCAGCAGCCAUCCCCGUGUGUCAGGAGGACUGAGUAGAACCCAGAGCCCCAUCCCAGUGCCUCCACCUCACUUACUGACACAUGAGAGACACAAUGACCAAAAGAUCCUGGAACUCACCAACAAGAUCAUUCAGCUGCUGACUGGAGAGGAGGGGGAGUAUAUAGAGGAACACAGGGGUCUGUACAAGGCGAUGAUGAUGGAGAAUCUCCGGCCUCUCACAUCACUGGAAGGAUCCAGUAACAGAGAUCCCCCAGAGAGAUGUCCCCGUCCUCUGUAUUCCCAGGAUUGUACAGAGGAGAAUCACAGGAUCCCACAGGAGGAUCAGGGUGAAGCACAAUUAAAUAAUAUUAAAAUCAAAGAUACAGAGGUAGAAGAAGAGACGUAUGUGACUGAUAUGAAGGCAGAAGAUAUAGAGGGAGAAGAAGAGACGUAUGUGACUGAUAUAAAGGCAGAAGAUAUAGAUGGAGAAGAAGAGACGUAUGUGACUGAUAUAAAGGCAGAAGAUACAGAGGGAGAAGAAGAGACGUAUGUGACUGAUAUGAAGGCAGAAAAUAUAGAGGGAGAAGAAGAGACGUAUGUGACUGAUAUAAAGGCAGAAGAUAUAGAGGGAGAAGAAGAGACGUAUGUGAGAGGUGAUCAGCAGUGUAAGGAGGAGGAGAUCCCUACAGAUAUCAGCACAGCAGAUGGACACACAAGCAGGAAUAUCUCAGAAGGACGUCUAAUGUUAUCCCCGGAUUGUGACAUAAAAGAUGACAGUAGACAGGAUUCUCCAGGAAAUAAUCCCAUUACCCCAAUUAUACAUCCAGCUCUAUCAUCUGAUCCCCCUGAUCCUGGGAAAUGUUCUCCUGAUCACUCUGAUAUUGGAGCAUUUGUUACAGCUCUGAGAGUAGAUACAGUGUUUCCCUGUUCUAUAGAUGCCAAAUGUUUUACACAGAACACAAAGCUUAUUACCCAUCAGCCAGCUAAGGCAGCUGAGAGGCAAUUUCCAUGUUCUGAGUGUGGAAAAUGUUUUACAUAUAAAUCAUAUCUUGUUAGACAUCAGAGACGUCACACAGGUGAGAGGCCAUUUCCAUGUUCUGAGUGUGGAAAAUGUUUUACAUACAAAUCAGCUCUUGUUAGACAUCAGAGAAGUCACACAGGUGAGAGGCCAUUUCCAUGUUCUGACUGUGGAAAAUGUUUUGCACGGAAAUCACAUCUUGUUACACAUCAGCAAAGUCACACAGGUGAGAAGCCAUUUCCAUGUUCUGAGUGUGGGAAAUGUUUUGGUCGGAAAUCACAACUUGUUAUACAUCAGAGAACUCACACAGGUGAGGGGCCAUUUCCAUGUUCUGACUGUGGAAAAUGUUUUACUUGGAAAUCAUGUCUUGUUAGACAUCAGCAAAGUCACACAGGUGAGAAGCCAUUUCCAUGUUCUGAGUGUGGGAAAUGUUUUGGCCGGAAAUCACAACUUGUUAUACAUCAGAGAACUCACACAGGUGAGAGGCUAUUUCCAUGUUCUGACUGUGGAAAAUGUUUUACUUGGAGAUCAAGUCUUGUUACACAUCAGCAAAGUCACACAGGUGAGAAGCCAUUUCCAUGUUCUGAGUGUGGGAAAUGUUUUGCCCGGAAAUCACAUCUUGUUAUACAUCAGAGAAGUCACACAGGGGAGAAGCCAUUUCUAUGUUCUGAGUGUGGGAAAUGUUUUGCAGUCAAACCAGAGCUUGUUAGACAUCAGAGAAGUCACACAGGUGAGAAGCCGUUUCCAUGUUCUGAGUGUGGGAAAUGUUUUGCAGACAAACCAGGGCUUGUUGGACAUCAGAGAAGUCACACAGGUGAGAAGCCAUUUUCUUGCUCUGAGUGUGAGAAAUGUUUUUCACGGAAAUCACAUCUUGUUGAUCAUCAGCGAAGUCACACAGGUGAGAAGCCAUUUCCAUGUCCUGAGUGUGGGAAAUGUUUUGCAGACAAAUUACAUCUUGUUAGCCAUCAGAGAAGUCACACAGGUGAGAAGCCAUUUUCUUGCUCUGAGUGUGAGAAAUGUUUUGCCCAGAAAUCACAACUUGUUAGACAUCAGCUAAGUCACACAGGUGAGAGGCCAUUUCCAUGUUCUGAGUGUGGGAAAUGUUUUGCCCUGAAAUCAGAUCUUGUUAAACAUCAGAGAAGUCACACAGGUGAGAAGCCAUAUUCUUGCUCUGAGUGUGGGAAAUGUUUUACACAGAACUCAUAUCUUGUUAUACAUCACAGAAGUCACACAGGUGAGAAGCCAUUUCCAUGUUCUGAGUGUGGGAAAUGUUUUGGCCGGAAAUCACAACUUGUUAUACAUCAGAGAACUCACACAGGUGAGAGGCUAUUUCCAUGUUCUGACUGUGGGAAAUGUUUUAGACAGAAAUCACAUCUUGUUACACACCAGAGAAAUCACACAGGUGAGAAGCCAUUUUAAUCUUCUGGAGUAUACUUAUUAUUGCCAUGCGUUGUUCUUCAAGGUUCUUAUCCUAUGUCCUGUGCUUUUUGCAAUAUACAUGCAACCACUGGGUGAAAUAAUCAGCUGUCAUGCCCUCAUCUACCACUGCCUACAGAUGGUCUGUCUUUUGUUCUGGGUACUGAGAACCCAGUACCAAUCCUAAAUGUCUAGCUGAGCUCCAGGUGUGGGUGUUGCCAGCGGGCUGUGACUUAAUCCAGGUGAAACAGGUCCUUAUGCUAGCUCACCAACAAAGGACAGGGCUACAGCUCAGCUUUGUUACCAACCAGACUUACGCUUGGGGGUUCAGGUUUACAUAAUGCUGAUCCUGUGCAGAAUCUUGGUGUCCUGGAUGGUAGAGUGACACUUAGACAUCAGGUAUCUGCCACAAUCAGAUCCUCAUCUGAGGAACAUAGUCAGACUCCAGCACUUAUUUCCCUCAGAAGAUCUACCUACAGUCAUACAUGCACUUUUAUCAUCACACAUAGACUACUGCAAUGUCCUCUACCUGGGUCUCCCAGCAAAAGAAUUGCACCGCUUGUAGCUUGUAGAGAAUGCAGCAGCCAGGCUGUUACCUAACCAGCCCGUUCCUGCCACAUAACACCCAUUCUCUACUCCCUUCACCGGCUGCCUGUAAGAUGGUGACUCUGGGCCUAAUUCAGGUUGGACUACAGUGUGUGAUCCAAACGGAAUUAUUGAGAAAAACUUGCGGACGCAUGCGCAGCGCCCGUCCUGCGUAUGCACCUGCAUUCUCUACAGGGGGCUGUAGGAAAUGUGAUUGCUUCUUGUUAAACAGGCAGAGGCGGUCACGGGGUGGGGGGUAAAGCUCCAUUUCCAGUGAGAAGAUGGAGCGUUACAAGUGCGGUGUUGCGAGAAAGGGAGGCGGACAAACGGUCAUGUUCACUGUGGCUGCAUGGCAUCACACGCAGCCAUCGCAAUCUAGAAGAACGCGGUGGGGAUCCUGCAGGCACAGCUAAGCUGGCAGGAUGCUUCACUAGUUUCUAAGAUGAAGCAGAAAUUGUGGAGCGAUCGCAAUUUCUGCUUCAUAAAGGGGGGAGGCGCCGGUCAGCAUACUAGGCUGCCUCGCCCUGCGAUGGGCGGCCCCCAGCACGCUAGAAAAAGGAUUGCUAAUUAGCAGCAUCUGCUAUCCUUACUGACUUACUGUAGGCCCCUAUUACAUAAUCUUACUGACUCUCCCAGCCCUACAUGACCAGGGUCAAUGUACCAGAAGCAGCUUCUGCCUCCUUACUGACUUACUGUAGGCCCCUAUUACACAAUCUUACUGACUCUCCCAGCCCUACAUGACCAGGAUCCAUUUACCAGAAGCAGCUUCUGCCUCCUUACUGACUUACUGUAGGCCCCUAUUACACAAUCUUACUGACUCUCCCAGCCCUACAUGACCAGGGUCCAUGUACCAGAAGCAGCUUCUGCCUCCUUACUGACUUACUGUAGGCCCCUAUUACAUAAUCUUACUGACUCUCCCAGCCCUACAUGACCAGGGUCCAUGUGCCAGAAGCAGCUUCUGCCUCCUUACUGACUUACUGUAGGCCCCUAUUACACAAUCUUACUGACUCUUCCAGCCCUACAUGACCAGGGUCCAUGUACCAGAAGCAGCUUCUGCCUCCUUACUGACUUACUGUAGGCCCCUAUUACACAAUCUUACUGAAUCUCCCAGCCCUACAUGACCAGGGUCCAUGUACCAGAAGCAGCUUCUGCCUCCUUACUGACUUACUGUAGGCCCCUAUUACACAAUCUUACUGACUCUCCCAGCC